CUAAAAUACAAGAAAUGUCAUUGAAUUAUAUAGUUUCCUUUCGAGAAAACUAAGUAUUUCUUCAACAUGGAUCAGCUGUUAGCUUCAAAAUGGCUGCAGUACAUAAUUUGCACCCGGUGUCGAAUGUAACAUAACUUAAUUUCAAUUGUAGAGUAUUGUAUAAAAUGUGGUCUCGAUUGUAUGGUUCGAACCAUGCAAAUUUUGAUGCGGUAUUUAAAAACUUUUCGAGACACUAUGCCAAAAAGUUCGUUCACGCAGCUAGACGCAAAAGAAAAAUUAUUAACCCUGAACCAGAAGUUAAGAGGAGUGGUAUACCGAUAAUAACUUGCAAAAGAUCUAGUUUCAACUUUUAUAAAGGCGAUAGAUAUGAUAAAUGGAAUCCAGUCUUGGCAAGUCAGUCGUGGAACAACAAGUCCUCUAGAGGCGAUUAUUUUUAUAUACAUCCUUACGACAUUAAUAACAAUGAUACAGAAGAGCAAACUGGAAUUGGAAAGUUUGAAGACCUUAAUUUAGAUUCUCAGUUAUGUGAACGAUUGGAAGAUUUGGGUUUUGAAUGUCCUUUGGAGAUUCAAAAUCUAACGAUACCAAAAAUUCUUAAAGGCUGUAAUGCUGUAGUGGCAGCUGAAACAGGAUGCGGUAAAACACUAGCAUACAUGUUGCCAUUGAUAACAAAAGUUUUGAGAUGGAAAGAAAUGGAAAAAAGAGACAUGAAUUGUCCACUAGGUUUAAUCGUAACUCCAUCUAGGGAAUUAGCAGUACAACUUGGGCUCGAGUUGAUUAGGUUAUCUAAAUGUCUUGGUAUUAACACCAAAUUAAUAACGGGUGGAAGAACUAAAAAAAUGAUGCGGGAUCCCCCUGUUGGGAACGUGGACAUUCUCGUUUGCAGUUUUGGCGUGAUUAGUAAAUUAUCCACAAUUGGAAUCUAUAACGUGAAAUCAGUAAAAUUCGUCGUGUUAGACGAAGCCGAUGCGCUUCUUCACGAAACGUUCGAAGAGAAGUUACAAGUCUUCUUAAAGAGAAUUCCUAUUGGUUACCAUCAAACAUCAUCCGUGGAUACGUUGCCGACUAGUGCUCAACUCAUUCUAGCCUCUGCGACGAUUCCUUCGCGGUUAGAAACUGUCUUGGGCAAAAUCGUAAAUGUAAACUCUUUAGAAAACAUAACGACGGAUAAGCUACACAAAAUAUUGGUUUUGCAAAAGUUCAUGAGACUAGGUCCGAGUCAAAAAGCGGUGGAGCUCUUAAAAUAUAUAAAACCUAAAGUUUUAAAGAACCAACCUGUAAUUGUAUUUAGUAAUCAGGCUGAUACGUCAUAUUGGGUAUGCAAAUUUUUACACCAGUGUGGAGUAGAAGCUACAAAUUUAAGUGGCGAAAUGUCAUUAUACGAACGACGCGGAAAGUACGGAGAAUUUAUAAACGGUACCACAAAGGUGUUGUCAACGACGAACGCUGGAUCGAGAGGUUUAGAUACAGUAAUGGUUAAUCAUAUUUUAAACUACGAGUUUCCACUGGAUACAUCCGACUAUAUUCACAGAUGCGGCCGAACCGGUAGAAUAGGUACCGUAGGGGAAUGCAGAGUGACAAACUUUAUCAGCAAACCGGGAGAAAUCGUUGUGGUUCAAAAAAUCGAAAAAGCGGUAAGGAAAAUGAAACCAUUUCCCAUUUUUAAUCUUGUGAAUAAACAAGAACAAGAAGUAGAAGAAGAGGACUAUACAGACGAGCCGAUCGAAAAUUUAGAUUCUGUCGACCAUAUACCGUAUUAAACUGUAAAUAUUUUCUGCAUCGUAUAUGUAAAUAAAAACAUUUGAUUUUUCGUAAA
This is a messenger RNA of Megachile rotundata (alfalfa leafcutting bee), 1816 nucleotides long. It is a transcript of the gene Dbp21E2, whose product is annotated as putative ATP-dependent RNA helicase Dbp21E2. Gene Ontology annotation, molecular function: RNA helicase activity; nucleic acid binding; ATP binding. The record is from RefSeq and is a predicted model, not a curated record. Gene Ontology annotation, cellular component: cytosol. Lineage: Eukaryota; Metazoa; Arthropoda; Insecta; Hymenoptera; Megachilidae.